Tetrahymena thermophila SB210 is the source of this 2556-nucleotide messenger RNA. RefSeq lists its product as hypothetical. Lineage: Eukaryota; Ciliophora; Oligohymenophorea; Hymenostomatida; Tetrahymenidae. The record is from RefSeq and is a predicted model, not a curated record. The transcript has 2 exons.
AUGAGUUACAAUCCAAAAAAUUUAAAAGACAAAAUAGAUCGAAUUUUAGAAUAGAACAAGCGAUAUUAACAGUAAAUUCCUUAAAAUUUUAUCAAGGGAUGGAGAUAGUGUGUAAGCCAAAGCACUUAGCCAAAAUCUUCAGUUCAUGCAAAUUAGAUGAGUAAUAAAAACAAUUUGUAGAUUAAUACAAAUAACUCUUACUGUAAAGCCAGAUCAGCGAAUUCAUGGGCUGGUGAUUCUGGAAAUACAAAGUUGAGAAUAAGUACUACUCCAAAUAGUUAAUCAUCAAAUAAUAAUAAAGAAAAUGUGUUUAGAAGAAAUGAAUUCUUAUCUACAAAAAAUAGCUCUGUAAAAGGAAAUAAAAAAAAGAUAGAAUACAAUUUUAACUUAACGAAUGAUGGUAUUACUUUAAAAAAUUAAAAUUUAUCUUAUUAUUAGAACUAUGUUAAUAAAAGCAACUUAGAUAAAAAUUCAUCUUUAGCAUAAAAUGAUGUUUCAUAUUAAAAUAAAAGUCCUUCAAUUGACAAUUCAAAGACAUUUUUAAUAUCAAAGCAACAUGAUAACUAAGUAAAUGGAAGUAAGGAUACUUAUAUCCUUAACGAUUCAAAUAGUUACAAUAACUAAACAUGCAUAAGUGCCUUACAGUAGAAUAUUAAUGUAGGUAAUAACUCAAAUGUCUAAAUAAAUAAAAGCCUAAAUUCUAGUUAAAAUGGAGGUACAUAAAACAAAAACGGCAACUUAAAUUUAACUUCUAGCAGCUUGCAGAGCACUGCUGCUAAAAAUUAAAAAGAAAUUUUAAAGCAGAAUUAAGCUUUUAACAAUUCUUCAAGUUUUGUAAAUACAAAUAGCCCUGUUGCUUCAGGAGUUAAUAAGUUGCUUUAAAAUGGUAGUAUUCUAGCAUCUAAUAGUAAGAUUGCAGCUAGCCCUUAAAGUGAAAUAGUAAACCAGCUAAUUAAGAUAAUUGAACAAGAUAAAAAGUAUUCGGCAAAAUAAUUUUAAUAAUUUUAAAAUUAGCAGCACUAAAAUUCUUAUGAAGGGAUUAGAAAAAGAGAAUCUUUUUCUCUACAGAUGAAAUAAGCAUCACAAAAUAUUGAUGCUCCAACAAUUUCUAAAAGGGGAAGCAAUUUUGGCUUGCUUGAUAGCAAUAACAACUACUAAAAUUCUGAAGAAGACAAUAACUAGAAAGUAAGGGAGUUAAAGACUAAAUACCAUCUAAGAGAUGCUAUUUUAAGAUAGGAAAUAAAGAGGCUUGAAUAAGAAAAUAUUAUGCUUAAAAGCACAAAUAAGCAACUCGAUGAAGAGGUUAAUCGUUAUAGGAAUAUAAGGACAAUGGAGAAUAAAUAUAUUAAAAAAUUGGAGUAAGAAUUGAUCGAGGAAAAAUAAAAAUAUCAAGUUAACUUUAAAAAGAUAGCAAAUGGUGAAUGUAUAAGCAGUAAUAGUUUAGUCAGCAGUUCAGGAGGAGGUGGAAAUGCCUCAAAUAAUAAUCACGUUAGUUUUAGUAAUUAAAGUAAUGGAUUAUCAACUUAUUAGGUUUAACUAAGAAACGAGCCUAUUACUUAACAGAAUGCAUUCCAAGUGGCAAAAUACUAAGAAAAAUUGAUAUAAACUUUAUCUGAAAAAGUUUCUGAAUUGAUGAACGAAAAAGAAUAUUUAGAAUAAAUAUUAAAGAAUUUACUUUUGAAAAACGAAAUGGAAAAGUAAAAUAAAUAUGAGUCGUUAAGUUUUGAGAUAAGCUAACAAAAACCUUCUUACUUAAAUACAUCUUUUUCAGAUAACAGCUGCUUUGCCUAAUUUAAAGCAUCUGCAUCUAAUUCAAGCUAUCCUAACAUACAAACUAAUUUACAAUAAAUUAAUGUGAAUGUUUCACAGUCAAAAAUACAUCCUUAACCAGUUUUGAAUCAAAAUCAACAUUUGGCAAAUAAUUAGUUAGCUUGCCAUUAACAAAUAUCUUAAAUAAAAGAAGAAUAUAUGGAAGAAAGUUCAAGAGCCAAAACAUCAUAAACCUCUUCACAACAAUAAUCAUAAUAAUAGGCAUAGCAAAUUAACAACAACAAUCUAUAAUAGCUAUAAUAGUAAAAAGAAAAUGUAAAUAUACUUAAUAAUAUAUUAGAAAAGAACAAAAAUCUCCAAAAUGUCAAUAAUACAAAUCAAUAAUUUCCCAAUUCGAGAAAUUCAGAAACUCCAAGAUAGAACCAAAAAAGAUAGCAAUCUGGAUCAAAAGAUUCAUCAUACCCCCCUUAAGCUCCUUCCUCCUUGAAUUCAAUUAAAAGAUAUACAAAUAGAAAAUACUAAUAAGACUCUUCAGAAAAAAACUCUAAUACAAAUAGCAUUGAUGGAUUUAUAUUUGGACCACCCAAAUCUGCUCAUUAAUGUUCUUAUGAAGAGCAAUUAAUAAAUUAGCAAUAAUAGAAUAAUAAAGUAAUAUUCUUAGAAAAUCAAGAAAAUGAGGAAUUUUAUUGGGAUCCUUAUCAUGAUGAAAUCGUAAUAAAUGAAGUCCAAUUAAAAAACUUGAUAGAGGAUUACAAACGCAGGGCAUAAAAGGUAGACCUUCUAUGA